Molecule: messenger RNA, 1494 nt
Organism: Knipowitschia caucasica
Lineage: Eukaryota; Metazoa; Chordata; Actinopteri; Gobiiformes; Gobiidae
Source: the annotation of a GenBank genome assembly
AUGAGCUCCGCGGCGCCCCCAAACUUUGUGAUUUUUUUCGCCGAUGACUUGGGUUUUGGAGAUCUGAGCAGUUACGGACAUCCCUCCUCCCUGACCCGGAGCCUGGACGCGCUGGCGGAGGGAGGACUGCGCUUCACCGACUUCUACGUCACUGUCGGCGGCUGCAGUCCCUCCAGAGCUGCUUUGCUGACAGGCCGGCAUGAGACGCGCUCAGGGAUCUACCCUGGAGUUCUGUACCCCGGCUCCAUCGGGGGGCUUCCUCUGAAUGAGACCACCAUCGCUACUAUGCUGAAGCCCCUGGGUUAUGCCACCGCUGCUGUCGGGAAGUGGCAUCUGGGGCUUGGAGCCAAUGGGACCUACCUUCCAACCAAUCAUGGGUUUGAUCACUUCCUGGGGAUCCCAUACUCUCACGAUCAGGGUCCCUGUGCAAACCUGACCUGCUUCCCUCCGGAUGUCAAAUGUUUUGGACAUUGUGACCUCGGAACCGUGCCCGUCCCGCUGAUGAAGGACGACAAGAUCAUUCAGCAACCGGUGGACUUCCUGCAGCUGGAGAAGUCGUACAGUCUCUUUGCAACUGAUUUCAUUAAGACGUCUGUCCAGAAUAAACAGCCCUUUUUCCUCUAUUACCCUUCCCAUCAUACACAUUACCCCCAGUUUGCGGGCAGCAGGGCAGCUGGGAGGACGUCCAGGGGUCCUUUUGGAGACGCCCUUCUAGAGUUUGACACCAGCAUCGGAGAAGUCAUGGAUGCGCUGGCGAUGAGCGGGGUCAUCCAGAACACUCUGGUCUUCUUCUCCUCAGACAACGGGCCGGAGAUGUUGCGGAGGUCCCGUGGGGGCACAGCUGGCCUUCUGAAGUGCGGUAAAGCCACCACUUACGAGGGCGGAGUGAGGGAACCUGCCAUCGCCUUCUGGCCCGGGAAAGUCUCUCCGGGUGUUACUCACGCACUGGCCAGCACCCUGGACAUCCUCCCUACUGUGGCCAAGUUGUCUGGAGCGACACUGCCCCCGGUGGCCCUGGACGGAGUGGACAUAUCGGAGACCCUUUUCCGUCAGGCCCCGAGUAAAAGACAAUCCAUGAUGUUCUGGUCCUUGAAUCCCAGUAAGCAGAUAGGGCUUCAUGCUCUGAGGCUGGGGCAGUACAAGGCCUACUUCUACACACACGGUUCAGAUAAGAGCAGCACCGGGCCGGACCCUGACUGCGUGGCCCCUAUGGCGUCCCACAAUCCUCCCCUCGUCUUCGACCUGGACAGCGACCCCUCAGAGCUGUACAGCCUCUCGAUGAAGGACCGGCCCGACCUGCUGGACCGCAUCAUGGCCGCCAAAGCCAGCCUGGAGGCCUCCAUGGAGUUCGGGGAGAGCCAGAUCGACAAGGGAAGAGACCCACACCUAGAGCCGUGCUGUAACCCAGAGUGUAGCCCCAAACCCAGCUGCUGCCGCUGUCCACAAGCUCAGCCAGAGCAAGGGCAGAGACCCCCACCUAGAGUCGUGCUGUAA